Messenger RNA from Aspergillus ibericus CBS 121593, 2154 nucleotides. RefSeq names its product laccase. Bases 69 to 1901 code for a protein of 610 amino acids. Gene Ontology annotation, molecular function: oxidoreductase activity; copper ion binding. The record is from RefSeq and is a predicted model, not a curated record. Lineage: Eukaryota; Fungi; Ascomycota; Eurotiomycetes; Eurotiales; Aspergillaceae. The transcript has 3 exons.
CGACCACCCCGAUCGCCUACUUUCGCCCACCAUCCGCCUCUCUCGACAUCUCGGCUGCUUCCUUCACCAUGAAGUGGUCUCACCCCAAUGGGCUGGCCUUGCCCAUCCUCUCCACGCUCUUCCAAUGGGCCUCGUGCCGCGUGGUCGACUUCCGACUCGACCUGACAUGGGAAGAUAGUAACGUCGCCGGCAUCUCGCGCAAGGCCAUCUUCACCAAUGGACAAGUGCCUGGACCGGCCCUCCGGGUGCUCCAGGGCGACCAGGUGCGAGUGAUGGUCAACAACUCGAUGCCCUUUGCCACCACCAUCCACUGGCACGGCAUCGCCCAGUAUGGCACGCCCUGGUCCGACGGCGUCCCGGGUCUCAACCAAGCCAUGAUCGAGCCUGGGGAGGAGUUUGGCUACGAGUGGACGGCGACGGAUUACGGCUCCUACGCCUAUCACGCCCACACCCGGGCGCAGAUGGACGACGGUCUCUAUGGUGCCAUCUAUGUGGAACCCAGUGCCGACGUGGAGCGCCCGUUUAGUCUCAUCAGCAGCCUCCCGGAGGAUCAAGAUGCCAUGCUGCAGGCGGAGAAGAACACGCAUCCCAUCAUGCUCUCCGACUGGCGGUCCUUCACCUCGGAGGAGACCUUGCAGAUCGAAGAGGACUCGGGGGUGCAGGCCUACUGUGCCAGCUCCAUCCUCAUCAAUGGCAAGGGCGCGGUGAUCUGUCCCCCGCAGGACCAUAUCAACGAUCUGACCCGUUCGGGCGAGCAGAAUGCCCUGGGCAAUAACACCAUGUCGGACAUGGGUUGCAUGCCUCCCCUGCCGGCCCGCCUGGGCUUCUUCCCAUUCAAUAUCACGAAAAUCCCCACGGGCUUCUAUCAGGGCUGCGUACCCACCCAAGGGGAACAGGAAGUGCUGUCCGUCGACCCGGCCUCCGGCUAUGUCAGCUAUGACUUGAUCAGCAUGACCGGCACCUCCAACCUCGUCUUCUCCAUCGACCAGCAUCCCAUGUACAUCUACGCCGUCGACGGGCAAUACGUCGAGCCCCUGAUGGUCGAUGCCAUCAACGUGUACGCGGGCGCACGCUUCUCCGUCCUCGUGAAGCUCAACCAAACGGUGGGCCAAUACACGGUGCGCGCCGCCAACAAGUUUGCCAACCAGAUCAUCAACGGCACCGCCAUCAUGUCCUACACCGGCGCCGAUCCCACCAUCACCAACACCUCGUCCCCGUAUAUCAACGAGCUCGGCACGGCCGCCGAUCGCGACCGCUCCGUCAUCAUCCUGGACGAGGCGAAGAUCGUUCCCUUCGCGGCGGAUCCCCCGGCGCCAGUGCCCGACCAGACCCAAAUCCUCAACGUGAACCUCUAUAAUGCCUCCUACCGUUGGGUCCUGGGCGAGGCCAGCUACCCCAUGUCCAACGAAGACCUCAGUCCCGUCAUCUUCAACUACAGCUCCAUCCCCGCGCAAUAUACCAUCACCACCAAGAACAACACCUGGGUGGACCUCAUCUUCAACAUGACCACCAUCGGCCAGCCCCAACACCCCAUCCACAAGCACUCCAACAAGUUCUACGUGCUCGGGUGGGGCGACAGCGCCUGGAACUACUCCUCCGUGGCCGAAGCCAUGGAGUACAUCCCGGACAGUUUCAACCUACAGAAUCCCCAACGGCGCGACACCUUCCAGACGCCGCCCUCCACUCCGAACAAGAGCUGGUUGGCCCUGCGCUACCAUGUGGUGAACCCAGGGCCCUUCUUCAUCCACUGCCAUCUGUCCAUGCACGAGAUGGGCGGCUUGGCCCUGGCCAUCCUGGACGGCGUGGAUGCCUGGCCCACCGUGCCGGACCGAUACCAGUUGCCGGUGGUGGCGGAUGAUCCUACCACGCAUCAACUGAUCAGUCAUCCCAAGUUUGAUUAAUCGCCCUAGUCUUAGUGAUUGCCCUUCCUAUUUCACCCCCCCCUCCCUUCUAUUGCAUCCGCCGAUGAGGCGCAGGCGUCAGCGGCUGUCAUUCUGCAUCUUCGGCAUCCGGUGUUAUCUCAUUGUUUGCAUCUUCUUUGAUAAAAAGAUUUUCAUUCCUGGCGUUGGAUAUGGACUGUUUUUUUUAUUACACGUGGGUUGUUGCUUUCAUGGCGUUACUUCAGACUCUGCAUCUAUCAUGGCAUUUAAUCAU